UGCAGAUGACACACAAAAACCAGAAGAGCACCGGUGUAGGAGGUCUGUGAGGUCUUGAGCCACCACUCCUGCCUUGCCCUUGCGGACUGUGUGUCUGGAAAGAAGUAACACCAGCAGCUGUGACUUCGGCAGACCUUCAGGAAAGAUGCAGCCACUCCUGCUUUUGUUAGUGUUUCUUCUGCCUCCUGAGGCUGGGACAGAGGACAUCAUCGGAGGACAGGAGGCCAAGCCCCACUCCCGCCCCUACAUGGUGUUUGUUCAGUUUCUGCGGGGGAACAAAAUGAAGAGGUGUGGCGGUGUCCUCGUGCAAGAGGACUUUGUUCUGACUGCUGCUCACUGCCGGGGAAGAUUAAUCAAUGUCAUUCUUGGAGCCCACAACAUCCGGAAGCAGGAGAAGACCCAGCAAGUCAUCACUGUGAGACAAGCCAUCCGCCACCCAGACUAUAAACGUAAGGAGUUCUCCAAUGACAUCAUGUUACUAAAGCUGGAGAGAGAGGCCAAGCUGACUGCAGCUGUGAGGACCCUCAGCCUGCCCUGGGGCACAGCCCAGGUGAGGCCCGGAGAGCUGUGCAGUGUGGCCGGCUGGGGGAGAGUCACCCCAAAUGGCAGAGUGUCAAACACUCUGCAGGAGGUGGAGCUGACCGUGCAGCAGGACCGGUUGUGCGAAUCCUACUUACGCAAUUACAACAGUAACACGCAGUUGUGCGUGGGGGACCCAAAGGAAGAGAAGUCUUCCUUUAAGGGGGACUCCGGGGGCCCUCUUGUGUGUGAGAAUGUGAUCCAAGGCCUUGUCUCCUAUGGACGAAGAGACGGGACUCCUCCACAGGCCUUCACGAAAGUCUCGAGUUUCCUGCCCUGGAUAAAGGAAACCAUGAAAAAGCUCUAAAUCUGGGAACCAGCCAAUCUUCUCUGGAGCUGAUCCAGAAACACCCAGAAACUAAAUAAAUGUCUCUGAGCUGAGCA
Messenger RNA from Equus caballus (horse), 963 nucleotides. Its product is annotated as granzyme H. Gene Ontology annotation, biological process: proteolysis. NCBI's taxonomy places the organism in Eukaryota, Metazoa, Chordata, Mammalia, Perissodactyla, Equidae. The record is from RefSeq and is a predicted model, not a curated record. Gene Ontology annotation, molecular function: serine-type endopeptidase activity. Gene Ontology annotation, cellular component: cytoplasm; intracellular membrane-bounded organelle.